AUGAAGUUUUCUUCUGUCCUUUUCGCACUUUCAACUCUCACUUUAUCUACCGCCUUACCCGUCAUCCGAUCUCCUUCCAUUAGUUCAUUGGCUCAUCGUGAAGGAAACUCAACUUUGGCAUUAAUUGGCAAUUCCACAUCCUCAGCUUUAUCUGCAUCAUCAACAUCUUCUGAUACUAUAAAGCCAACCACGGCCAUUAACUUGGAGGAUCUUAACGAGGAUGUCACCACAACGAAAGCAACUUCUUCAAGCGAUAGCAGUCGCAAAAGCAAAGUUACAGCAGCACAAGUCAAGUCAGCAGUAUCCGGAUUCGCCAAUGAUGCCAACACUGUAUCAGCAGCCUUAAACAAACUUCCCAGUAUGACCGACAAAUCAGAUAUCGCCUCACUAGCCGGAAAAGCAUUCAAUGCAGAAUCCGAUGAGGAUUCUCAGAGAUCAGUUCUCCUUUCCGCAGCGGGUAGUGCAGGUUCUUCAGCAAACAGCAAAAUCGUCAAGAAUACUCCUGCGGUUCUCAAUGGCUUGAAGGCUAUAAUGAAAAACCCUUCAACGUCUUCUGUUAAAUCGAACGUGGCCACUAUUGAAUCUGCCAGAAAUCCAAAUAUUCUCCCUAGUAUCACAGAACUCUCAAAUGCAGCUUUAAGCGCGAUGAGUUUAUCUCAGACAGCGCAGAAGUUCCCAGCGACUGGAUCGAAAUAG
Messenger RNA from Sclerotinia borealis F-4128, 696 nucleotides. NCBI's taxonomy places the organism in Eukaryota, Fungi, Ascomycota, Leotiomycetes, Helotiales, Sclerotiniaceae. The record is from the annotation of a GenBank genome assembly.